Messenger RNA from Vicia villosa (hairy vetch), 324 nucleotides. RefSeq lists its product as uncharacterized. NCBI's taxonomy places the organism in Eukaryota, Viridiplantae, Streptophyta, Magnoliopsida, Fabales, Fabaceae. The record is from RefSeq and is a predicted model, not a curated record. Bases 1 to 324 code for a protein of 107 amino acids. The transcript has a single exon.
AUGGAUGAUGAAAAAUCAAUUGACACUCAAAUGCCUACAAAUGGAAACUUUGAUAAGGAUGAGAAUGGUAAGGAUGUAUAUGUCAAAAAGUAUAGAGGUACGAUUGAAUAUCUUUUAUAUCUUACUGCAUCUAGGCAUGAUAUUAUGUUUAGCAUUUGUAUACCCGCUCAUUAUGAAUCGGCUCCUAAGGAAUCACAUCUAAAAGUUGUUAGGCGCAUCCUUAGAUACCUUCAUGGCAUAUCUAAGUACGGGCUUUGGUAUUUCAAAGGAAGCGAUUGCAAUUUUGUUGAUUAUUACGAUUCCGAAUUUGCCGGUUGCAAAUAA